CCCGAAGGUAUACACUCGGUGGAUCGUGGAAAGCUAAAGCAGUGUUUUUCCGAGAGAAACGUGUAUUUCCGGGCGGGUAACUUGAAACGUUUAUGGAGUCUUGAAUAUUUUAUAAACACGAAUGCAGCUCAGAUAUAGAUUAUGUCUCUGCUUCAUGCUAUUGAUGAAGCCAUCAAAAUGUGCAAAGCUGAAGAAUCAAGACUGACAGAAAGCAUCAGACAGUCCAAGGACCUUUUAUGCUCAAUGAGAACCCGUGUGACUGACAUCAGUGGGUUGGAUCAUGCAGCUGCCAUCAGUACCAAAGACGAUUUUGUACCUAAAGAACAGCAAGAAAUUGAACUGCUGGAUAAAGUUUUAAAGAAAGCCCUGAAAAUUCGCAGUGCGUCUGAAUAUCAUAAGGAACUUUCCUCCGAGGGUGACAUCAAAAUGCUUCCUAAUGACAGCAGAAACAAAUCAGCCUUCAUUCAUAAAGACGAAAAUAAAAGAAAACUCGGUCAACGUGUGCGAUCAACUGGAAGCAGUGUUAAUUCUGGAGGGAUAUUUACACGGCCGGUUUCAGUUCAGAAAGCUCGUAUGGCUUUCGCAGGAAAGCAGUCAGCUCAGAAGAAGAUCUCUUCCACAGGAUCCCAGCAAACGAUCUGUGUUGAAACCACUAAUGCUAAAGAGCCACUGACAGAUCAGUCAAUGAAGAUGUCCUGCCAGCGUCUUUGUGAAGAUGUGCCUGUGUCCACAACAGGAACUUCACAAUCUAAUGAACAAUGGAUACAGUCUCCUUUAUUACCAGUUUGGCGAUCACAAAGAACUAAACAGAUCAGGUUGUGCAAUAAAGUACUAACUCAUCAGUCCAAGUCUGUACCAGAGAGAGCUCGUUUUACUGAGAGACUCCGCUCAACUUUUUCAUCAGAAUGGCCAUCUGGAUGUCCUGCAGAUAUCAAAGCAAAGCUGGACGUACUCACGCGGCGUUGUCUGGACCUGACGCACUGCUUUCAUGCCGAACUGAGCCGGCGUACUGAUCAGGGCUGCCCGGCGGGAUCACAGCCAGGUUCGUCGGGUGAGAAAUGGUUUGAGUCUUCACUGAUGCUUCAAGGUCUGGAGAAGAUGACUGAAGAACUACUAGCAUGUACUGAUGGUCUGAAGAAAGACUGGGAGAUGUGGAACAAGUGUCAGUCGGAAACUCUUUGUCCUGUCCGGAGAAAAGGGGAAUGGGGUGAUCCAGACUGUCCUUGUCUGCCGCCCGUCCUGUCUUACACCAGUGAAACUGAACUGAGACAACUGGAAACCCAAAGACUUCAAGUGGAACAACUACAGCAGGCUGUCAGCCUUCAACAGGCAAUGUCUGAUAAUCUUGCAUCAUACUGGACCAUGAUGGAUUCUGGUACGGAGCGGCCCAGUGCUGUGGUUUUGCGUGGCCUGUACUCGUUGCUGGCAGAGGGAGGGCUGCAGUUCCCAUCACUGGUUUUGGACUCUGAAUGAGCAAAAAUGACUUUAUUAGGGUAAUACACUUACAAUUCACAGAGCUCCGCAGGAAUAAUAAACCAUAUGCAGAUGACGGAUCCGUUAGUAUUUUCAUGUCGAGUGUAUUCUGUGUGAACCUUUGACUCAAAUGAUUAUCAUUCAUGUGAUUUGAGUAAAUUAUGAGGAAGUGCAGCUGGGCUUUAGAAAUGGGAAUAAAGCUUCCAGCUGAUUACUCUCAUGCGCAAUGAGUCAGGAUUUUAUUUAAUCCGAACACAUUAUCAUUUAUUUGGGUCUCUGCAGAGGUCUUCCUGUUUGAAUUCAACUACUUUAAGCCAUCACUUGAAUACCAAUGCAGUGGUAAUACAUUCAGUGUGAUGCCUGUAGAGAUGUGUUUGUGCCAGCAGAGGGCUGUGUGUUAUUUAUGCUGCUCUGAAUGUGUUACAAGAGAAAUAGAUGCAGAUCAUGGGUUAAGUAAAUUAACUUUAUUUCCCUUGUAGGGUUCAUUUGUUCGCAAUUUAAGGUUAAAAUGCAUCGUUUACUUACUCGCUGUAGUCCAAGUCUUCUGAUGACUUCAGCAAACCAAUUGGAACCAGAUGUUGUUCAUUGCUUUAUCUUUGAUCCGGUUGCAGUUUCACUUGUGUAAGCUCAUAAAGAGUUUGGUGUUUAUGGGAGUCACAACAGCAUUCGACAAUCAGAAAAAUUAGUAGUUGUCAACCAAAUUAUAGAUAAAUGGAUUUAGUGUGUACAUAAUUAAACUAAACACAGAGUUCAUUUCCAAACCCACACUCAUAAAAAUAAAGGUUUUAAAAAGAGGCUUCAAGGUCAUGGCAUAGGAAAACCACUUUGGGUUCACCAAAGGACCUUUUAAGUCUUUAAACUUUCUUAAAGGAUUACUCCACUUUCAUUAAAAAAAUCCUGAUAAUUUACUCACCCCCAUGUCGUCCAAGAUGUUGAUGUCUUUCUUUGUUCAGUUGAGAAGAAAUUCAUUUUUUUUAGGAAAACAUUCCAGGAUUUUUUUGUAUGGUGGAGUUUUAAUGCAGCUUUAAAGGGCUCUAAACGAUCCCACCCCAGGCUAGCAAAACCAUCGUCAUUUUUGACAAACAAAUAAAAAAGUACUUUUUAAAUCAAAACUUCUCGUCUUGCACUAGACAACACAACCUUACAUAUUACUUAAAGGUAGGGUAGCACAUUUGAUUCUGAAACAUUUUUAGUUAUGCUGGUUAAAAGUUUCCUCACAUCCUGAUAGCAAACACUAUGUUAAGUUGUUUAAAUGUAUUUGUAGAAAUUUAUGUCAUCUGUGAAAGGCGCAGGAUCAAAAAAUGUUCAACCAAUUAUAGAUCUCGGUCCGAACGGACGUUGCCUUUUUGUCUCUCAUCCGUAAGCAUAAUUUGAAUGCCCACCGCGCAGCUAGUCCACGCAGACACCAUACGUCAUUUUAUAACGUUUCACCAUACGUUUCUUUUAUAACAACAACAGCAAAAUCUGCCUGGAUCAGUAAAGAGCAAAAACCCAAAUUAACAUCGGCAACUUUACUGCUUUACCACGAGAUGCAAAUAGCUGCAGGAGGCAAAGGGUCUGAAACAUAAGCCGUUUCUCAAAACCAAGUACGCCGAACUCGGACUUGUGUCCUACGUAGUUCGAACUUGCAAGUUCAGACUCGGAAGAACGAACUCCUUACGCGAAAUGCAUUCUGGGAAACUUCGCUGUCAUAAGUCCACACAAGUCUCCUCUGAUGCAUCCUCGAUAAAAUGGGCGGAUCAAGAACACAUCUGGGGAUUUUAUGUGAACUUGGGCUUGAUGCGAACUUUGAAUUGGAACAGUACUUGGGCCGCGACUGAUGACGUUUCACAAGUCCACAAGAACACUCUCUUCCAUUGGUGAAAAUUGAAGCCGCCAGUGUCCCAAUAUGGCGCUGACAUCUUGGGUCUUGAGUCUGCGCAGUAGCGAUUUCGGGACCAGUCAUGCGCAGUAGUGAGCAGAAAGUAAAGCCGCUAAAUCAAGACCCCGCCCUUGCUCUCGCAGAAUGUGCAUAUCACACGAUAUCACAGCUGUCAAUCAUGACGUGACACCACCGUUUUUAUAUCAUUAAAUAACUAACUAAACACAAACUUAUUUUAAAAACAAACAUUUGAAUUUACAUCAGCGUGAUAAAAACUACAGUAAAUGACAGAAAGGAGCUUCGGAAAAAAUAUAAUUGAAGUGUAAUUAAAUUGUUUAGUUGGCCUCAAGUCCCACUGAAUAACAUGGGGAGGCGGGGUUUAUGUCCUAUACUGGGACCAGUCACUGGGGGCCAUCAAGACGUUUUGGCUUCACUUUUCAGGGCUUAUGCGGCACGCUUGGUCUGAAAGGGUCGUUGCACUGUUUAUUUUGGUAAGGUAGGUACGCGAUAUGUUUGUAUUGAGAUGGAUUCAGAUAUUCUACUUUGAUGAAACAUUGUGUUGCUUAUGAAAUUUGUGUUUGCUUACGGAUUAGCGUAACGAUAUAGUUACUAAGUCUACACAACCGAAUGUGUGCUUUAACUAAUUCUGAUGUAAACCAGUUGUUUAUGUUGGUUAAUUUGGUAAUGUCAUUCACUUUGUUCUGCAAAGUUUUCUCACUGGUGAAUGAGACAUGAGAUGUGACCGUCUGAUCUGUGCGUGUUCAUGUGUUUUGAAAGAGGUGUGACUUUGGAUGGCGAUUUGACUGAAGGGUGGGGUCGUGAUUUCAUUGCUAGGGGGCUACCGUUAGCAUUUUUCAAAAUGUGAUACCCUACCUUCAAUCAUGUUGAAAGGUCACACGUUGCAUAUUUUUGGUGAAAAUGACGAUGUUUCGCUAGAUAAGACCCUUAUAAUGGGGCUUUCACACGGGAUGCGAUGUGCGCUGCGCUAUUUUAAUGGCUUGCACCGCCUGUGGACGGUUUGUUGUUGCGUCGAGCAAAGCGCUCACACCUCGAUCAAAGUUCAAAAUAGUUUACUUUUGCAUUGCGCUCUGUGACGAUUACCCGUGCGGCCAAUAGGAACGAGGCAUUCAAACAAGCGCAAAAAGCUAAAUGGGCGAAAAGCUUGUACUGUGUGUGUCAGAAUUCCCGAAGCUUUAAAAUACAAGUUUAUGCUCCUACAGAGACAUCGGAAGGAAAGCUGUGUCAUGGAAACACGUAGCAAUUCAGGUUGGCAUGUCAGGUGUGUUUUAAGUCAGGUUGCUUCUUGUAGAUAGGCAGCUUAAGUUAAAUUAAAUGCAAUGGAGACGGGCAACAGCAGCGUCUGUAUUCCUCCUCCACUACUUAACCCAAAUAAAAAUACUAUAGUCAUUUAUAGUAAUCCGCUGAAACUUUCGUCUGGCCAGCAGGGCGCAAAUCGCUUAAACCCAGUGGCGAGUGCAGCGCACACUGCGUCCUGUGUGAAAACCCCAUUAUGCCUCGGUUGGGAUAGUUUAGAGCCCUUUGAAGCUGAAACUGUAAACUGGUCCACUAAAGCCCACUAUAUGGAGAAAAAUCCUGGAUUUCUUCUCGACUGAACCAUCUUGGAUGGAUACCAUAGUACACACUGUGUGCUCUAUGCUGACAUGGCACUGUUUUCAUACACAAAGCCUUUAGGAGCUACUAAAGAUGAGA
Paramisgurnus dabryanus is the source of this 5044-nucleotide messenger RNA. RefSeq names its product tubulin epsilon and delta complex 2 (gene tedc2). The record is from RefSeq and is a predicted model, not a curated record. Lineage: Eukaryota; Metazoa; Chordata; Actinopteri; Cypriniformes; Cobitidae.